AUGUCCACACAGGCGGCGCGGAGCAUCCGCUUCACGCACACUUUUCCGCAGCAAGGGUUCAGGCUGCUUGAAUUGCCUCCAGAGCUGCUCGAGCUGCUCUCUUCCGACGAUCCUCCCACUCUCUUGCUGAAAUCCCCGCCGCCAGAAGCGUACCAGUCCACCGCCGACUCCAGUGGUGCCCGAGAGUAUGUCAACCUGUGCACGCCGACAAAGACAUUCCGAUUACGACAGGUCCAAUCAUCGAAUUCGAUACACUUGAUACGGCCAAGCAAUGGGAGCAUUCCUUCGGAUAAUGGGGACGCCGAGCUGGACCUCACGGAGACGGUAACCGCAAUCGCGAAGUGCGGGUCCACGUUGGAAUUGCAUACCCUCGAGGAAGGAUUUUCAGCGACUCAAUUCCUGGAGCGGAGCUUGAAACUCUACGAUUGGUUGAGCGUCGACGGAGAUGUGCAGAUGGGAGAAGGAGGAGGGUUGGGCUCUGCUUUAACGUUGUCGGAAAGGAAGAGAGUGAAGGAGGAAAUACUUCGCGACGUUCCGAUGUCCGUGUCUGAGUGCGAGAGUGCAUGGAAGGAGCUCUGCGCAUUCGUACAUAGUGAUACUACAACAGGCGACAAUUCCGGUCUCACUGGCUUCCGGCCGUCUGCAAGGGUGAAGCUCGACGUCUGGAAGAGAAUGGUCGAAGGCUCCGUUUUGCAGGGGAUCGAUAUGGAGAAACAGUUUCUUGUCAAGGACCUGUGGAAAGCUGUUCUUGAUGAGGAUGGAGAGGAGCCUUUCCCUCAGCCGUUAUUCGAAGCCGUCGUAAGGAGGCUGGCCGAGUCGUCCGGAUCGAAUGACGCCCAGGCUUAUGAUUCAGAACUGAAAUGGUCGAACUUGGACAAGGUCGUCAGCAUCAGAUGGGUUGGUGAGACGUACCUAGAGGUCUCUGCACCAACGGCAGCCUCCGCAAUCGGCCGAACUGAAUUCAUCAAUGGCUGGAAGGAUUUGUUACCAGAGUCCUGGCGGGACCAGGCGACAUUGGAUGCGUUGACGGUUCGCGAUAUUCCAUUCCCCUCUCGAUUUGUGUUCAGCCUUGUUGACUGUCUUAUGUCCAGGAGGGCACUUACAAGUAUCCGGACCCGACUUCAAUAUGCUUCGUGUAUGAGUCUGAACGCCAGAAGAUGA
Molecule: messenger RNA, 1161 nt
Organism: Rasamsonia emersonii CBS 393.64
Lineage: Eukaryota; Fungi; Ascomycota; Eurotiomycetes; Eurotiales; Trichocomaceae
Exons: 3
Coding region: 1-1161 (386 amino acids)
Biological process (GO): maintenance of mitotic sister chromatid cohesion; mitotic sister chromatid cohesion
Cellular component (GO): chromatin; nucleus; Ctf18 RFC-like complex
Source: RefSeq, a predicted model, not a curated record